Messenger RNA from Carassius carassius (crucian carp), 2699 nucleotides. Its product is annotated as TNF receptor-associated factor 6. Gene Ontology annotation, molecular function: tumor necrosis factor receptor binding; ubiquitin protein ligase activity; zinc ion binding. The record is from RefSeq and is a predicted model, not a curated record. Bases 210 to 1850 code for a protein of 546 amino acids. Gene Ontology annotation, biological process: regulation of apoptotic process; tumor necrosis factor-mediated signaling pathway; positive regulation of JNK cascade. Gene Ontology annotation, cellular component: plasma membrane signaling receptor complex. NCBI's taxonomy places the organism in Eukaryota, Metazoa, Chordata, Actinopteri, Cypriniformes, Cyprinidae. The transcript has 8 exons.
AAUGCGAUUUUUACCAGGGGAUCCCCUCGAAACGCGAUUUGGCUAGUUUUGAGUAGUAAUUGGGAGGGUUUUGUUGUCAAAACCUGGCAACCCUGGCUAAUACGCUGAUGUUUGGAGAGACAGGAAGCUUGUUGUAGACGGCGAGGCCGGACCGAGGCAAGUUCAGCCCCGCCCCGCAGAGCUUUGCGUGAGGAAACAACAGUUUAAAGAUGAAUACUUCAAUGGCUUGCAAUGACUCUGAUAAAUCCAGCCUCGAUGAUGUCUGCUGUAAUGACCAAUACUCCAGCUGUGCAGCAGCCAUGGAAAAAGACAGUUAUUCGUAUCUGAGCCCGACAGAGAACCCCUCCACCAUCAGUGUCUCUGCGAGUAUCCCUCCGGACCAGCAAGGCUAUGACGUGGAGUUUGACCCUCCGCUAGAGAACAAGUAUGAGUGCCCUAUCUGUCUGAUGGGCCUUCGCUCCGCAGUACAGACACCAUGUGGACAUCGAUUCUGCAACUCGUGCAUCAAGAAGUCCAUCAGGGACACAGGGCAAAAAUGUCCAGUUGACAAUGAGGUGCUGCUUGAGGAACAGCUCUUCCCUGAUAACUUUGCCAAACGAGAGAUCCUCUCACUUACUGUCCGAUGUCCUAAUGUAGGAUGCAGUGAUAAAAUGGAGUUGCGCCAGCUGGAGAAACACUUGUCUCAUUGUAAGUUUGCCACAGUGCCAUGCCCUCAGUGUCUGGAGUCUGUUCGUAAGAGCCAUCUGGAUGAACACAAGAGCCAGCAGUGUUUACAGCGAAUUAUGACCUGCCCUGAUUGUGCAGGGAGCUUUAUAUAUGCUGACAAACAGAUUCAUGAACAGAUUUGUCCUUUCGCCAAUACAGUGUGUGAAUAUUGCGAAAUGGAGCUUAUUCGGGAUCAGUUGGCACUGCACUGUGACACAGACUGUCUUAAAGCUCCUGUAGCCUGUACUUUCAGCACGUUUGGUUGUCGUGAAAAGAUGCCAAGAAAUGAACUGGCCCAGCACAUGCAGGAAUUUACACAAAUGCACAUGCGUUACAUGGCUGAGUUCCUGCGCAGCCAGACACACAGUAGCUGCCCAGUGCCGUCAGUUGCCGCCCACUCUUCGUCAGACGAACGUGGAGCAACUGCCCGAGCACCAGAGUCGUGCCAGUGUAAACCGGAGCUGAUGAACCUGCGGGAGACAGUCUUGGAGCUGGAGGGCCGACUGGUUCGUCAGGAUCAACAGAUCCGGGAGCUGUGCAUCCACAAUGAGACACAGAAAAACCAGGUCACAGAGCUACGCCGAAAACUGAGCUCACUGGAGGAGGCCACCCGAGAGCUGGAAGCCCAGCAGUAUCAAGGCGUCUAUGUAUGGCGCUUGGAGAACUUCUCCCUUCACCUGCGCAACCAAGAGGCUGGUCAAUCCAUAGUCCUCCACAGCCCACCUUUCUACACGGGCCGGCCGGGGUACAAACUCUGCCUACGACUGCAUCUGCAAACUCCCAACGCCCCUCGCUGUUCCAACUACAUCUCACUUUUCGUGCACACUAUGCAGGGUGAGUUUGACAGCCAGCUCUCCUGGCCCUUGCAGGGCACGAUCCAGCUGGCAGUGUUGGACCAGGUCGAGGGGCAGCAUCAUGUGGAAGUGAUGGAGACCAAGCCGGACCUUCAGGCCUUCCAGAGGCCCACUGUGCAACGCAACCCCAAGGGUUUUGGGUACGUCACUUUCCUGCACCUACAGGUGUUGCAGCAGCGUGGGUUUGUGAAAGACGACGUGCUGUUGGUGCGCUGCGAGGUGACACCACGAUUUGAUGCUAGCCUCAGGAGGGAAGGAGUUCAACCUCGGGGGUCAGAACCUUCACUUUGAGUUCCUGCAUCGCUCUUGUACUCUUAAGUUCUCAAAGACACUUUGCUGAAACAAGCAAGAUACACCUCGUCAUGAUACACCAGGCUUCGUGAUGAUAUUUUUACAGAGUUCCACAACUCUCGUGUCUGUUGUGAAGUGUUUUAUAUACAAAUGUUUCUCAAAAGCGUUUUAAUCAGUGCAAUCAACAGAAAACCUGAUAAGUAUCAGAAAUUCACUGAAUGUCCUGUCAACCAAGCUAAAGGGUGUGAAACUAUUAUUUUAAUGGUGCUGCUUAUGCUAAGUGUUAGCUUCCACAAAAUAUUUUCAUUGUUCUUCAUCCAACUAAUUUUUGCUGCCUUUUCUGCCAACUCCACUUUUUCUUUUCUUUUUUUGUAAAACGUGCUUAAUUUUCAUUUAUCUGACAAUACCUGACAAUUUAAAGCGUCAUUAGUACAGUACAGCACAGUUUACUUUGAUCAUACUGAAUGUUGUGCAUUGUUCAUUUAACAACUUAACAACAAGGUGUGGUGUGGUUAAAUUAGCAAAGUGUCAAUGAAAAACUGUUAGCGAUGCAUGAAGUGUGGCCCUUUCAAACCAGGCAACUCUCUGUUGAUUAUUGAAGUGAAUCUGCAUAAUCAGUUUGAACUCUUUGUGAAAGCUGCCUGGGGAAAUCCUUUGCCCUCUCGUGAAAAACUCCCAGUCACUUGGAUUUAUAUAGAAAUGACUUGAUUUUUCCCAAGACAAUUAAUGAUGGACUAAUAUAUGCAAGUUAAUCUAAUAAUUGUAUUGACACUGGAAAUCUGACAAUCUUUUUUUUUCAUAUAAUGUUAACUUCAUCACAAUAUACAGUGCCAAAAUUAGUGGAUGUUU